AGACUACGAAUACGAUGGUCCGACCCUACAAAUACAAUUAAGUAGUCCGUAUUAUUUAUAAUAAAAGGAAGAAGUUAAAUGGAAAGUACUAGUACGGAGUAGUAUAAAAGAUUAGUCUAAGGUGGUAGGUUGGUUAUGCUUGACCCUUCCCAUAAAACAUGGCAUUCAUCAAGCCAAGAGAGCUUGGUGGGAAGAUCUUGAGGAAGAAGGAAUGUGUACCAUCACCCCCAAGCUAUGUAAAAUUAUCCAGCAACAACGGGAAUGAUGAUGACGAUGAAGAAGGAACCCCGAAAGGGCAUGUUCCAGUUAUGGUGGGCAACAUCGAUGAGGGUGAAUUAAAGAGAUUUGUGGUUCCGACUGGGUUCAUGAAGGAUCCUUCUAUUGUUACGUUGCUUAAAUUAUCAGCUGCUGAGUUUGGUUAUAAUCAAGAAGGAGUCUUACAAAUUCCUUGCCAUCCUGAAUGUUUUCAAAAGAUUAUAGGUAAGUUGUACAAGAAGAGAUCAUACUUCAUCAUUUAAUAUAUAACAAUAAUCAUAUCUAAUUAAUACUGUUAUAAUGUUGUUGUAGCUUAAUUCGAUCAAUGUUUGAAUUGGAUUUUCGGUUUGAUUCCUGGUUUUUUUUUUACUCUAGUGUAUUACAAGAUCAGAUCACAUAAUACAUUGAGUUCUACCUAGGUUGAAAUAACGUACUACCAGUUCAACUUUUGAUGUUGAGAGGUUGAUAAAUGAUGACGUGUGUUGUAUUAUAAUCUACACAGUUGAAUAUAUACCAAGUAUCUUCUUUCUUCUUUUUUAUUUUAUUUCAUUUCCGUAUACAUUACUGUCUAUCUGCUGUACUUUCCCACAAUUUUUUUUAAUAUAUAU
Molecule: messenger RNA, 863 nt
Organism: Spinacia oleracea (spinach)
Lineage: Eukaryota; Viridiplantae; Streptophyta; Magnoliopsida; Caryophyllales; Amaranthaceae
Product: auxin-responsive protein SAUR71-like
Exons: 1
Coding region: 159-518 (119 amino acids)
Biological process (GO): response to auxin
Source: RefSeq, a predicted model, not a curated record